AUGGAACUGAUAAACCCUCUUCUACGCAUUAGUUCGAAAUUGCUGCGUAUCGACAAAACCAACUUGGACAUGGUAAAGUUGCUAAGCGCGGAUGUAACUAAAAAUAGAUUUAGUAGUUGGGGCGUACCAUGCUACAAAUAUCUAUUGAUCAGAGUAACUUCAAAAUCUGUCAGUAACGUAACAAGAAGCAACAUUGGUGAAAUCCAAAUCAUGUUUCAGUCGUUUCAAAACAUGCUUCUUGCCUAUUGCUGCCUACAUCUACACAAAAAUUCCAAUUACAAUUUUACCAAGACUAUUAUCGAACGAUUAGUUAUUGAUUUUGUUAACAUCCCUUUAGAACAAACUAGUAUAAACAUUACCAGUUACAUUCGGCUUCACAGCCGGCUCGUCGUGUCCAUUUUGAACACAAAACUCAAGCUCGGCUUGUUGCCCCUUCAAAGUCUUGCCGCGAUAGAACAACUAGAACUGGUGAUAGAAAGUAUGGCCGUUGUUCUGGUUGAUCUUUCACAAAGCAAUCCCCCAGCGGGCAUGCGGAGGCACGCUGCUUACGUAAAGGUCUUCCAGAAGCGCACGACGCCAAUUGUCUACUGUGACCUUUUUAAGAAAAUGGUAAGCAAAAAAACGGCCUGCAGAUUCCGCAAAGUGCUGCACGAGCUGCUAAAAAUUUUGGAUGAUAUUGAGUGGCCCCUCAUAGACGCAAUGGCCGCAAAUGGACAGCAUAUGGAAAAGAUUAGAAACUACAGAAAGUACAUUCAAGCAACAUUGCUAGUACUCGGCGACCUGAAACUGAAUUCACAGUUCAGGCUGUUGACUCGCUUCCAUAAGUUCUUCACGUGA
Huiozyma naganishii CBS 8797 is the source of this 837-nucleotide messenger RNA. RefSeq names its product Mei4p (gene MEI4). Lineage: Eukaryota; Fungi; Ascomycota; Saccharomycetes; Saccharomycetales; Saccharomycetaceae. Bases 1 to 837 code for a protein of 278 amino acids. The transcript has a single exon. The record is from RefSeq and is a predicted model, not a curated record.